AUGAGCAAGUUCAUGAAGCUGCUGACCUUUGCUCUGAAGAUCGGCGCACAUUUCAUCGUUGGAAUGGGAGAGAUGAUACCUGACCUGAGCAGGGAGGUGGUGCACCUUCUGGACUCCUCGGCCAUGUACAGCGUGGCUGCAUCUGCCACGUCCAUGGGGGCUCUGGGCGCAGCAGCACUGUAUGGAAGGUCAAGGAAUGGUGGCAACCAAGGUGGCACAAGCGACAUGGGAGAGGAUAUGAAAACAGCCAGGCAAUGGCUUGUGGAUUUCUUGAAAGGGCAAGGUGUUUUGACGGGGAUGGACAUAGCACAGAGAUUUGGCCUGUGGCGUGUUCGAUACAGAGACGACGGCCACGUUGCAUGGAUCUGCAGGAAGCACAUCGCAGCAAGGGAAGCGGAAAUCUUCGAGCUGCCACUUUGA
Messenger RNA from Miscanthus lutarioriparius, 420 nucleotides. The record is from the annotation of a GenBank genome assembly. Lineage: Eukaryota; Viridiplantae; Streptophyta; Magnoliopsida; Poales; Poaceae.